Tarenaya hassleriana is the source of this 641-nucleotide messenger RNA. Its product is annotated as mitochondrial import receptor subunit TOM7-1-like. The coding region runs from base 145 to 378 and encodes 77 amino acids. Gene Ontology annotation, biological process: protein import into mitochondrial matrix. The transcript has a single exon. Gene Ontology annotation, cellular component: mitochondrial outer membrane translocase complex. NCBI's taxonomy places the organism in Eukaryota, Viridiplantae, Streptophyta, Magnoliopsida, Brassicales, Cleomaceae. The record is from RefSeq and is a predicted model, not a curated record.
UUCAUAGGAACCCUCUGAAGCCACCAGAGAGUUCCAUGCCGACUUGAAAUAGGCUUAGGGUUUUUGCUCCGAGCGUAAAAUCUCUCUGCAACUAGAAACGAACACUUGCAGGGGACUGACGCAGAGAUUCCGAGAUCAGAAUCAAUGGCGUCGAGGGUUUCAUUGAAGCUCAAACAAAAGGGAAAAGGAUCCAAGGGAUCGUCUUCAUCCUCUUCCUCGGACGAGAAAUCGAAGUUUGAGGUGGCGAAGGAGUGGACCAACUGGACAUUGAAGAAAGCUAAGGUCGCGACUCACUAUGGAUUUAUCCCUCUCGUCAUCGUCAUCGGCAUGAACUCCGAUCCUAAGCCUCAUCUCUUCCAGCUCUUCAGCCCCGUCUGAUCCUCCAAUUACAUCGCUAGAUAUGGCGGAUCGUGAUCUUCUCCGGUCUGGCUUCAUCUCCUUACGUAUGUAGUCUCAGAUUCGUCGAAUCUUCGUGAUGUUUUAGCCCUUGCUCCACUGGGUUAUGUCCCGUUUUCAAAUGUCCUCUCUAGGGUUUGAUACACUCUCUGGAUCAUUAGCUUGAUGCAUAUGUGAAACGGAAUUUUCGUUUUCCAUUCUCUUUGUGCUUUUUACACAAUCGAAUUUCUAGAUGAAAUUUCUGA